This is a messenger RNA of Exophiala mesophila, 2488 nucleotides long. RefSeq lists its product as uncharacterized. Gene Ontology annotation, biological process: mRNA splicing, via spliceosome. The record is from RefSeq and is a predicted model, not a curated record. Gene Ontology annotation, cellular component: Prp19 complex; spliceosomal complex. The transcript has a single exon. NCBI's taxonomy places the organism in Eukaryota, Fungi, Ascomycota, Eurotiomycetes, Chaetothyriales, Herpotrichiellaceae. Bases 39 to 2360 code for a protein of 773 amino acids.
GUCAAAUCUUUCUUCACACAGCCCUCCAUACCGCCAUCAUGCCCGUCGUCAAGGGCGGCGUUUGGACGAACAUUGAGGAUGAAAUCCUCAAGGCGUCAGUGUCCAAAUAUGGUCUGAACCAGUGGGCGCGGGUCUCAUCGUUGCUUGCUCGCAAAACUCCCAAACAGUGCAAAGCCCGAUGGAACGAAUGGCUAGACCCAGGCAUCCGCAAAAUUGAAUGGUCAAAGGAGGAGGAUGAGAAGCUCUUACAUCUUGCGAAACUUAUGCCCACGCAAUGGCGCACCAUCGCUCCCAUCGUCGGUCGAACCGCAACCCAAUGUCUCGAACGAUAUCAAAAACUUCUCGAUGAAGCCGAGGCGAGGGAAAACGAUGAGCUCGGCCUUGGUGGCCCAGAAGGAGGCGAGACCUCAGCCCCUACAGGAGACCUGGUGAGGCGACUGCGUCCCGGCGAACUGGACCCUGAUCCAGAGUCUAAACCUGCCAAACCCGACACGAUUGACAUGGAUGAAGAUGAGAAGGAAAUGUUGAGCGAAGCCCGCGCUCGUCUAGCAAACACACAAGGAAAAAAGGCAAAGCGGAAAGCUCGUGAACGGCAGCUGGAGGAGUCCCGGCGGCUGGCUGUAUUACAGAAGCGAAGAGAACUCAAGAAUGCAGGCAUCAAUAUCAAGAUUUCGACGCGGAAGACCGGAGAGAUGGACUACAAUGCGGACAUCCCAUUCGAAAAGCAAGCAGCGGCUGGAUUCUAUGAUACUCUAGAAGAGGAAGCCAAGAAUGAGCGAGAGCGGGAGAUGUUCGAUCCUCGAAAACAACAGCUUGCCAGGAAGAGACAAGGGGAUUCAGAGGAUAGCCUUGACGCCAAGAGACAGAAGCAAGACAAGAACAAGCCCUCAGCAGCCAUGAACGCGGCCGCAAAGGCUGGCCAGAUGCAGCGCAUUCGUGAGGCUGAGCAGCAAAGCAAACGAAGAGCAUUAAACCUUCCUGCACCUCAAGUCAGCGAGGCAGAGUUGGAAGAAAUUGUCAAGAUGGGCAUGUCAGGAGAUCGGGCGAUUAAGGCUGCUGGUGAAGACGACGAAGAUGGUCGAGGCUUCAUUCCCAAUUAUUCCAACACAGUUGGCGCAACUCCUAUUCGCACCCCACGGGCGCCUCCACAAGAGGAUCACAUUGCCAACGAGAUCAGAAACAUUAGAGCGCUGACGGAAACACAAUCGUCUCUACUGGGUGGAGAAAACACACCCUUGCACGAAGGUCCUGCGUCAACUGGCUUUGAGGGCAUUGCCCCAAGAAGACAUGACAUGGUCACCCCUAAUCCGAUGGCUACUCCUUUCCGACAAGCUGGAGCUGGUGGUCCAAGUGCGACACCGCUCAGGACGCCUCGAGAUAAUCUCGUUUUGAACGAAAAGGGCGAGCGGCAGUUGGUUGCACAAACCCCACGAGAUGUUCGCCUAGCAGAAAAUGCCACCCGUCAGGCCCUUCGAGCAAAGCUAGCCUCGUUACCCAGACCCAAAGAGAAUGAAUGGGAACUGGAAGUGUUACCAUCGGAGCAGGAAGAAGCCACAGCACAAGCACAACACGAGAGGGAAGACCAGGAGGAGAUUGAUCGACGCAAGCAGGCUGCAGCAGAGGCUGCCGCGGCGGCCGAUUUCCAACGACAGACUCAGGUGUACAAGCGGUCGCUGCCCCGUCCCGUGAUCGUCGACUACAACCGAUUGGCAGCUGAAGCCAUUUCGAUCACGGACCCAAUCCAGGCCUUGAUCGCACAAGAGGCAAUACUGCUCAUGGCCAACGACGCCCGUAAAUUCCCCUUACCAGGAUCUCGUGUCACUGGCAAAGCAGGGGAAGUGGAAAAAUUAUCGGAUGAGUUGCUAGCACAAGCACGUGCAGAACUUGCCGCUGAAUCCAAAGAAGAAGAGCGUAUGGCGUACGUCGACGCGGUACAAGCCCUACACAGCGCGGAAAACGAGGUCGGUGCUCUUCCCUCUCGAAUCGAGAUGAUGACUGGACGAGACGAGCUGGCUCGAACAUGCAAAUCGGUUCAGGAAAAUCUAGUCACCUCAGCCGAGAAAGGCAACGCGUUGGAGAAGAAACUCGCACUCCAUCAUGCCGGAUAUCUGUCACGACAGCGCACACUCAAGAACAAGGCAUUAUCGGUGUAUGAGCAGAUUGCGGAACAGCGGGCUGAGCUGGAAGGGUUCAGGUCACUGCAGGUGGGCGAGGAAGGUGGUCUGUUGAUGCGGCUGGAACAACUACGCGAUGAAGUCGGGUUCGUCAGCCGAAGAGAAAGAGAGGCUCAAGACGACUACAGGACCUUCAGGGAUGAGUUGCAGGCGCUGGGUGCUGGUGCCAUCAAUGGACAUGCUUGAAGUCCGAGCGAGGUGUUGAUUACUCGGCCUCCAGUCCGGAAGCCCUGUUGGGUCAUGUUGGGGUCAUUGACCUGAUUUGAUCAGCGCGAGCUCGUUGGGGGGAAGAGAGAAGCUAGCGUAUCUCUUGG